AUGGCGACCUUCUCGACUCUCGGGGCCCGAUCGGCUCGCCUCGGCUGCUCCGCUGGUAUCCAGCAGCGUCUGCUGGCGCUCUCACCAGCAUCAUCCAAGCAGCGCACAUCAGUGAUCUCGUCCUUGCUCGCGGCCCGCCGCCUCGCCAGUAGUUCCGCCGCCAACGACACUGUCGCCGGAGCCUCGUCAACAUCGUCGUCUGGAAACGAGCGCGAGCCCUCUGCCAAGCCGAUUGUCGGCUGGUGGUAUCUGUUUUCGGGAUCGCUGGUCUUUGCCAUCGUUGCCCUCGGAGGCGUCACCCGCCUCACCGAGUCUGGCCUCUCGAUCGUCGAAUGGAACCUGAUCAAGGGCAUGAAGCCUCCCACAAGCCAGCAGGAGUGGGAAGAAGAGUUUGAAAAGUACAAGCAGUUUCCCGAGUACAAGCUUCUCAACCACCACAUGACCCUCAAUGAGUUCAAGAGCAUCUUCUACUUUGAGUGGGCCCAUCGCAUGCUAGGCCGCUUCAUCGGCCUCAGCUUCAUCAUCCCCGGUGCCUUCUUUGCCUACAAGGGUUGGAUGUCUCGCUCGAUGAAGAUUCGCUCGUUGGUCUGCGCUACGCUUAUCGGAUGCCAGGGUGUUCUCGGCUGGUACAUGGUCAAGAGCGGUCUGGACCACGAGCUCAUGGAAACCCCUGGCGCCGUCCCUCGUGUCUCGCAGUACUGGCUCGCCGCUCAUCUCGGCAGUGCCUUUGUCAUCUACCUGUUCAUGCUCAGCAAUGGUUUCCAAAUCUUGCGCGACAACCGACUCAAGUCCCUCGAGGUGGGUUUCUCUCUCAAGGCCAUCGUCAACAACCCUCAGCUCAACAGUUUUAGGCGCAACACCCACAUUGUUGCCGGCCUGGUCUUCCUGACUGCCAUGUCCGGCGCUUUUGUCGCCGGUCUGGACGCCGGCCUGAUCUACAACGAAUGGCCUACCAUGGGCGGCGGCUUUGUGCCCUCGGACAUCUGGGCCCACUCAACGGCCUCGCCGACCAACCCCAACCCCAAGGCUUUCUGGCGCAACUUUUUGGAGAACCCCGCCACUGUGCAGUUCGACCACCGUAUUUUGGCCUAUGUCACCUUUGCCGGCAUUAGUUCGCUUUGGUUCAUGUCGCGCCGACUGCCUCUCCCACGCGGCGCUCGCCUUGCCGUGAAUACGCUACUCGGUGUCGCCGUUGCCCAGGUCUCCCUGGGCAUUGCCACCCUGAUCUACUUUGUUCCCGUUCCUAUCGCUGCUGCUCACCAGAGCGGAUCGCUCACCCUGCUCACUGUUGUGCUGUGGCUGAUGCACACCCUCAAGUACAUCAAGUAG
Messenger RNA from Polychytrium aggregatum, 1329 nucleotides. RefSeq names its product cytochrome oxidase assembly protein-domain-containing protein. The transcript is spliced from 6 exons. The coding region runs from base 1 to 1329 and encodes 442 amino acids. Lineage: Eukaryota; Fungi; Chytridiomycota; Chytridiomycetes; Polychytriales. Gene Ontology annotation, biological process: heme A biosynthetic process. Gene Ontology annotation, cellular component: mitochondrial inner membrane. The record is from RefSeq and is a predicted model, not a curated record. Gene Ontology annotation, molecular function: oxidoreductase activity, acting on NAD(P)H, heme protein as acceptor.